AUGUAUCGCCGGCGUCCUCGCGACGGUAAAACGUAUAAUUUGCACCCGACGGCUCAAGCCAGAAACUUGUCGCACCGCCCUCGCUCGCGGGGAAGAAGCCGCGCUGGCCCGCCCUCGCGCCGGGGUCCUGCACAAGCACGGACGGCCGCCACGACCACCGCAACCCGCCAUCGCGGGCAAAUGCCGUUGCUGCGGCCCGGAUGCCCACAGCAGGCACGCAAAGAACCUCGCACGGAAGCUUUCCCCGCUGGACCCUGCCCCGCCACGAUCCGGCGCCCGGCAGGCUUUCCGGUGUGCGGAGGGCGUUGCGGCCGCCGCGCUCGUGUCCUGGCGCCAAUGGCUAACGCCCGUGGCGUCACGCGCCCCCAGACGCUGUGGAAAGCCAACCUCCUCUGGCAAGCCGAAAAAGCCAGGAACCCCAUUCGGGCCGCCUCCAGCCACCUUGGCGGGGACGAGAGCGAGAGACGGCACAACGAUCGCGCCUCCGCCAUGGGCCGCACAGCCCAGGCCGAAGCCAUUCCCUGCAUUCUCCGCUUGGCGCCGUGCGAACAGGAAAACGGACUCGGUUUUCAUCAUCACCACCUCCGCAAUCAGGGCUGUCCCCCGACAAGUGGGAGGCGUCCCCGUGAAUAUGACGAUCUGGCUGCGACCACCCCGUUCCAAAUGCAUUUCCUGUGGACCCAGGGGCCAAACGAAAGCGGGACUACUACCCCAAAUGAGGGCCCACGAACGUCCCAAAGCAGAGCCGCAGCAGGCGCCAAAGAUCGCAGCACUCCUUCAGCGCCCUUCCCGCGACAAACAGGCGGGGAACACCGGGGGAUUGGCCACACACACGCACGGCACAAGCAUCUCGAUAGCAAGAAGGGCACGACGCCAAAAAUGGAGAUAAAAUACCCAUGCGCUGCGAAGCUGGAAGCUCGGCGGGAAGAAGAACAAACUCACACAGAGAAUUCGCCUCCGCGUUGGAGAGUGCCGCCGAGGCAAAGCGCACCGUGUGCCCAAAAAGGCGCGCACGCAUCCAUUCAUUACCGCCACACCGUCGCCGAUUUCACGAUGGCAGAGUGUCAGGCCGCCGAGAAGGCACAACCCACCCGGCGACGACGCCCCGACGCGAUCACCAUCGGUGGGAUUUUGCCGUCCAACAUGCGGUUUUCAGUGUUAAAGCCAUGA
This is a messenger RNA of Trypanosoma cruzi, 1170 nucleotides long. RefSeq lists its product as uncharacterized. Lineage: Eukaryota; Euglenozoa; Kinetoplastea; Trypanosomatida; Trypanosomatidae. The coding region runs from base 1 to 1170 and encodes 389 amino acids. The transcript has a single exon. The record is from RefSeq and is a predicted model, not a curated record.